Apiotrichum porosum is the source of this 864-nucleotide messenger RNA. RefSeq names its product Mitochondrial oxaloacetate carrier protein (gene OAC1). The transcript is spliced from 4 exons. Lineage: Eukaryota; Fungi; Basidiomycota; Tremellomycetes; Trichosporonales; Trichosporonaceae. The record is from RefSeq and is a predicted model, not a curated record. The coding region runs from base 1 to 864 and encodes 287 amino acids.
AUGAAGACGCGUCUGCAGCUGCAGGGCGAGCUGGUCAAGGCGGACGCCAACGUCAAGCGGGUGUACAACAAUGUGUUUGACGUGUUCCGCAAGACAUGGAAAAACGAGGGUAUCCGCGGUCUCCAGCGUGGUCUCUUCCCGGCAUACAUUUACCAGACUCUGCUGAACGGAAGCCGUCUUGGCUUCUACGAGCCCGUUCGCCACAGCGUCAACAAGCUGGCUGGAUACAAGCCCGAGGAGAGUGUGUUCUGGACUGCGAUCUUCGCCGGUUCGGCGACUGGAUGCAUUGGCGCGACCCUCGGCUCGCCCAUGUUCCUCAUCAAGGCCCGUAUGCAGGCGUACUCGCCUGUUCUCCCUGUCGGCGCACAGCAUUACUACAAGAACAGCUGGGACGCUCUGAGCACCAUUGUGCGCUCGGACGGUGUGACCGGUCUGUGGCGUGGUGUUAGCGCAGCUAUCCUGCGUACUGUCUGUGGUUCGGCUGUCCAGCUGCCUUCGUACAACUACUGCAAGGACCUCUUGAUCCAGUACCAGAUCUUCGACCCCUCAUCGUUCUGGAUGUACCUCACGUCAGCCUCUGUUUCGGGUGUGUUCGUCUGCGCUGCCAUGCAGCCUGCCGACACGGUCCUUACCCGCAUGUACAACCAGCACACCAUCACGGACCCCGUCACCGGCAAGGUCCGUGGAGCGCUGUACACCAACCCCUUUGACUGUCUUUGGAAGACAGCAAAGGCCGAGGGCAUCAAGGGUUGGUACAAGGGUACCACCGCCCAUUUCCUGCGAAUCGCCCCUCACACAGUCAUUACGCUUGUGGCCAACGAGCUUAUCGGCAAGGAGUACAAGAAAUACACUGGUCGCGGAUAG